This is a messenger RNA of Dreissena polymorpha, 2021 nucleotides long. Its product is annotated as potassium channel subfamily K member 1-like. Lineage: Eukaryota; Metazoa; Mollusca; Bivalvia; Myida; Dreissenidae. Gene Ontology annotation, molecular function: potassium ion leak channel activity. The record is from RefSeq and is a predicted model, not a curated record. The transcript is spliced from 5 exons. Gene Ontology annotation, cellular component: membrane. The coding region runs from base 769 to 1785 and encodes 338 amino acids. Gene Ontology annotation, biological process: stabilization of membrane potential; potassium ion transmembrane transport.
CGAUCCAGAGAUGUAUAAAUGCAUAGAUUUGUACGUGUGUCUAUUUGUCUAUAAGUGGGUUGAUAUUUAAAAAAUGGAAAAAACACGAUUGCAACAAAGGUUGCAUCUUCGAGGGAGCUCUGAUAAUAUUCAUGAAUAAAGUCGCGGAUAUGUUUCCCUAAUUUACUGAUUUCGCCGCAAAGGUACUUUCCAGGACAUAUGAACUCUGAUACAUUACAACAUAUUGCAAGAACGGGAAAGUUUGGUCGACUGUUAUCACAUCCGUCCCCAUUGCAUGAAUAAGUAUUUUUAAACCGGCGAGUGCAAUACCGGAAUUUAUCAGGAGAUCCCCUUACAAAAUCGGAAACAUUGAACGGCGUUGUGAAGACAGUCUCUUAGCUUGUGACCUUCAAACAGAUUAGUGACCACGUAAUUGUCUGAGGCUAAAAGAGACGGUGGACAUACCAGAUGCGAAGUAAAAACUUGGAUAACGGGUUCUUCAUAUGUUGUUCUUACGUAAUGCUAUGAAUGCGUUUAAUCAAGGCUUCAUAGUAGUUGGCAAUUUAAAGUUACUUUUGAUUUUGGUGCUUGCAGUUAAUGCCAUUUUUUCGUAUUUUUAAAUGAGCCCAGAAAAAGCUAAUAUUGACAUAAAAUAGUUGUUCGUGGAUACUAUUUGUGCUGACAAUCUCCACUGUGACGGAUCGAUACCUUUUUCAAUAACUUGCAAAUUAGAGCUUUUCCGGAUAAGGCACCACUGGUACGAUCUAAUAUUCGGACACCCGUGCAGACAUGCCGUUUCGACGCAGCAAUGUUCGAUUGCUGAUUUUCGCUGGGGUGUACAUUGUGUACAUGGUUAUAGGGGCGUCAAUUUUCUCGGCAAUAGAAGGGCCACAGGAAAGGGAUAUGGUUAAGGACCUCAAAGACCAGAGGAAUCAGUUUUUCCUGGAUCAUCAAAAAUGCAUGACAGACGCCGAGCUGGAAGCGUUUAUUGUUAAGAUUGUUCAGGCUACCAAUCACGGCAUCUCUGCGGUCCGCAACGUGUCAAGCUCGAACCCCAACUGGAGCUUCGGCCAGUCUAUCUUCUUCGCUUCAACAGUUAUUACCACUAUAGGUUACGGUCGGGUUACACCGUUGUCCGAAGUCGGCAAAGGUUUUUGCAUCCUUUUCACACUGAUCGGGAUCCCUAUGACGCUUGUUCUGUUUUCCGCGCUGGUCGAGCGUCUGAUGAUACCGAUAGGCUGGUUUCAACAAUGGCUAAUCUCCAAGCUGGGACACCUGUACAAACUGUUUCACAUAAAACUUUUUCACGUUGCCAUCGUGGCCAUUGUUUUAGUCGUUUUCUUUAUGCUGAUACCAUCCGCUAUUUAUAGUUCACUGGAGACAAAAUGGAAUUACCUCGACAGUUUGUACUACUGUUUUAUAUCGCUGACCACUGUCGGGCUGGGCGAUUUCAUCCCGGGCGACAAUCCGGACCAGGCACUGCGUCCCUUGUACAAAGUGGCCACUACUUGUUAUCUGCUUCUGGGCCUGAUCGCCAUGAUGGUUUUCCUGACGACCGUCUACGAAAUACCGGAACUCAAUCUCGGUUUCUUCCUGUUUCUGAAGAGCGACAAUGACGACCCAGAGCGCAUGCGCCUCACCAAGGCUCCUUGUGACCUCGACUCCUCUCAGAAUUACGUUCGGCAAAUCGACGACGACGGUUAUGGGACCAGAAGUAGAGGUGCGGGCGCCGACGCAAACUACGACGGAGUGCCGAGCUUUCCAAGGCCACUAGCUACUAAAACUGAACCCGCUGACUUCCACUAGUGCAAUACGAGAACGGGGAACAAAGACAACCGAUUGUUUUAUCGCGGUUUACUUAAUGGUUGUGUCAUUUUUCCAGUGCUAACAGAAGGUUAUCAUUUAUGAACGUAUAACUUACUUUAAAUUUAUAUAAACGGAUAAUCGACAGUGUUUAUAAAUAUUUUAUUGUUUGGUUUGUGUGGUUGUGAAAAUGUCUCUAUUUUGUUUUCAAUAUAUUAAAUAAAUCGUAUUAAAAACUC